GUUUAAGCCCAUCCUCACAGCGCAGCUUUUGCGCCAUUAGCAGAUUUACACGACAUCUUUACAGCCUAACUGGCUGAUCUACCUCGUCAAAAGAGUCAGAAUGGUCGUAGUCUGAUCCGCCUUUGCUCAGUUAUCACGCUCCUCAACAAGACCACGUGUUAGAUCGAAAGUGGUACAAGGCAUUCCAUGAGUUUCGUGGAGUAUUCAGAGCUCAUCAAGGAGGGUGAUGUUGCCAUCAUCUACCUGGGUCAUGAAUCCAUGAUGCCAGUCAGAGUACAGAAGGGUGCCCAGACGCAAACACGUUAUGGAGUCAUCCGCCACUCAACAGACUUGGUUGGCCAGAGAUUUGGUUCAAAGGUCACCUGUAGCAAAGGCGGCUGGGUGUAUGUGCUGCACCCCACCCCAGAGCUGUGGACCCUUAACUUGCCCCACCGCACCCAGAUUCUUUACACCACAGACAUCGCAAACAUCACCAUGAUGCUGGAGUUGAAGCCAGGGUCGUUUGUCUGCGAGUCAGGUACGGGCAGCGGGUCGCUGUCCCACGCCAUCCUGCGUACCAUCGCGCCCACGGGCCACCUGCACACGGUGGAGUUCCACCAGCAGCGCGCUGAGAAGGCCGGCGAGGAGUUCAGGGACCACGGCGUGGGACACCUGGUCACCGUCCGCAACCAGGACGUCUGCAAGGAGGGCUUCGGCGUGACGGGCGUGGCGGACGCCGUCUUCCUAGACAUCCCCUCCCCCUGGGAGGCCGUCUGCCACGCCCGGGCCGCGAUGAAGAAGCAGGGGGGUCGUGUUUGCUCCUUCUCCCCGUGUAUCGAGCAGGUGCAGCGGACCUGCGAGGCGCUGGGGGAGGAAGGCUUUGAGGACAUCAGCACCUUAGAGGUUCUGCUCAAGGUCCAUGACGUCCGCACCGUGUCCCUCCCCCUGCCCGACUUCGGGACGGAUGCCCCCCCAAAGAUCUUCUCUGACCCCACAGGAGAGGGCCCCCCGCCCGCGGCCCCCAGCAACGCCUCGGUCUUCUGUAAAACCACCACAGCCCCCAGGGAGAUGCCGGGCCACACUGGAUACCUCACCUUCGCCACCAAGCCCAGAGGGUAGAGCUGGGGGUGGAUUAUCGAGAGCAGGGAGGCUGGGUGCAGCCUGGAGAGGAGACAGAGACUGGGUGUGGGGGUCCAGGGAACUCCAGAGGCCUCAGAAGGACCUGACCUCUGCCUCAAGACUCACUGAUGGCUGAUGGCCUUUGCUUUCUCGGCUGGAACCCUGUUGUUGUUCAUUUGACUGCUCACUUCCUCUCAAAAGAGGAAUGGUUGGCAUCCCAUAUUUUUUUGGUACAAUAACUAAUCCAGGGUCUAUUAUUAGCAUCCCAGUAAACUCAAACAUUUUUUGUUAUAAUUUUUAUUGGAUUUCAUGGAGUGCAUGCAUACCAAUAUUUUAUUUGCUUUGUCUUUGAAAACGAUAACAAACGAGGUUGAUAAGACUUUGGUUUAAAUGUGAUGCUGGAUGCAGCUCUUCUGUGAGGAGCGUAGAGAAGCUGAACACCUGACGAUCCUUCCUACCGCUCUUCAUCUUCUCUGUUCUGUUUCUGUUACGGUGUCUGGCCUGCCAUCAUCACUGCUCCACGCCAUAAAAGGCAGAGAAAUGGCAGCCGUUUCAGACUAGGCCAGAGAGGAGGAGGAGACAGGAGGAGCUGUGUAUUUUCCAAGUGCAGACAUCCACACUGUCUUUAGAUAAAUACAACUGAUGAUGGGAGACUGUUGAAGUGACCUCUCCUUUUCUAACUGAAUCAUGUCAGCCAUGUUGUGUCAGGGAGGUACAUUGAAUAAAGACCCUUACUAUAUUUA
Molecule: messenger RNA, 1841 nt
Organism: Osmerus eperlanus (European smelt)
Lineage: Eukaryota; Metazoa; Chordata; Actinopteri; Osmeriformes; Osmeridae
Gene: trmt61a
Product: tRNA methyltransferase 61A
Exons: 4
Coding region: 187-1098 (303 amino acids)
Biological process (GO): tRNA methylation
Cellular component (GO): nucleus; tRNA (m1A) methyltransferase complex
Molecular function (GO): tRNA (adenine(58)-N1)-methyltransferase activity
Source: RefSeq, a predicted model, not a curated record